GGCCGGGGGAAGCGUGGAGGGCGGCGGGAGCGCGACGUCAGAGCCAGCCGGCAGUGGCCGCCGCCGGCAGGUAUAUAUAGGAGGCGCGCCGCCGACUGCGGCAAGUGUUGACGGCGCAGCGACUCGAGCAGCCAAACAUCGGCAUGAGGACCCUGGUGGUGUUGAGCGCGUUGGUGGCCGUGGUGGCGGCGCAGUACCACGGAGGCGGCGGCUACUACAACGGGCCGCAGCCCGGCGGCUACGCGCCUCCGCCGCAGAACGGCAUUCCCCAGGACACGCCCGAGGUCGCGGCGGCCAAGGCCGCGCACCUCAAGGCGCUGACGCAGGCCAACUCGCUGGCGGCCCAGCAGGACGGCUACCAGGGUGGCUACCAGGGCGGCUACCAGGGCGGCUACAACCCGCCCCCGCAGCAGUACUCGGCGCCGCCCCCGCAGCACGGCUACCAGGGCGCGCCCAGGCCUUUCGUGCCGGCGCCGCCGCCCGUGAACGGCGUCCCUCAAGACACGCCCGAGGUGGCUGCCGCUAAGGCCGCCCACUUCGAGGCGUACUCGCGCAACGCCGCCCCCGUCGCCCCCGGCCAGGGCGGCUACAACCCCGGCGCGUACAACACGGGCGCCUACAACCCGGGCGCGUACAACACGGGCGCCUACAACCCCGCGCCGUCGUACGGCGGCGGCCCGCAGCAGUACUCGGGCGGCAACUACGCCCCCAACGCGCCGGCCAACAUCGUGCUGGGACCCGGCGGGGUUCCGCUCGACACCCCCGAGGUGGCCGCCGCCAAGGCCGCCGCCGCCGCCGCCCACCAGCAGGCCAGCGGCACCGGCCAGCAGCAGUACUACGGCUGAGCAGGGCCGGCGCCGCCCACGCGUUCCUAGGGGCCCCGCCGCGGCCCCGCACACCCUCGCCCACUCGAGGACCGGCCUACGGACACCGAGACACACACACACACGCGCACCACCGGGACGCGAGUCGCCGUUCAACACUCGUCCCUCCCCCUUCCUCCUAUCUUCUACUCUUCGCUUCUCUGCCCCCUUCUACUCUGCUACACUCCCAGCUUCUCUCGACGAACAAAAAAGCAACCAUUUUCUGAUUUACAUUUACAGUUCCCGUAAAUGAAGCAGUACACGUUACACUUUAGGAUAACUUCUUCCUUACUCCUAUGUUCUCAGAUUUCCUUAACGAGAUCUGCGUACAUGACGCCCACCUAGAUAAACAGUACAACGAACGUGGAUCUAAAGUUGGAUUCAUAAACAAGUCAUUACAUGAGACAGCUUUAGUUUCUCAAGUGUUUCCACGUGCGAUUGGUGGCACUGUUACGUUUUACUAACAGUCCAUUGUGGAAGCAGAGGAAAGUGCUGUAGCUUUGUUUACUACGAACUGUUGUGUAUGAUAAUUUGUCGCAAAUAUUAUAGCUUAUCUGUUACUCAGUAUUGCAUCGAUAUCUGAGUACAGGAAAAGUUGUAUAAAUAAACGUUUAAAAACAAA
Molecule: messenger RNA, 1485 nt
Organism: Schistocerca cancellata (South American locust)
Lineage: Eukaryota; Metazoa; Arthropoda; Insecta; Orthoptera; Acrididae
Product: cuticle protein 5-like
Exons: 3
Coding region: 144-845 (233 amino acids)
Source: RefSeq, a predicted model, not a curated record